This is a messenger RNA of Leptosomus discolor (cuckoo roller), 3504 nucleotides long. NCBI's taxonomy places the organism in Eukaryota, Metazoa, Chordata, Aves, Leptosomiformes, Leptosomidae. The record is from RefSeq and is a predicted model, not a curated record.
AUGCCGAUUUUGGCUACUUCCUCAGUAGACAAGGGGCUGGGCAGGCUGAGGAAGUGCACUGUUUUGCAGGAGGAGAUCCAGUGCCAGGAGAUACCUCUGCGAGGAAAGAUUAAAGGCUCCAAAAACAUCCAGGAUGGUGGCAUAGCUAUUGACAGGAGUUCAGAUUGGAUCCUGCCUUUCCCGCCGCCCCCACAGGCUUGCCUGCAGAAGAAGCACCGCCGAGCCUUCACCACUACCGAGGAUAUGAAUGGAGUCUGUACUCUGCUCACCACCGACUUGCGCAGCACUGCCUUCCUCAACCUCACCAAGAUGGUUGAGACCAAAUUAAACAGCAUUCAAAGUAAAACCAGCAGAGACGAGAUAACUGACACCAGCACAGACAACACCAGCAAUGCUUGUGGUGAGCUCUUUGGUAGCGCAGGAAACAACCACAUGUGCAAAGAACUGGGAACAGAGAUUGCUGUCGUUCUGGGUGGAUCAGAGAACACCAAGCGAGAUGACUUCCAAAAUGCCAAGACCUCUAUCCUCAAUAUGAUGAAGUCAAUGUGGCAGAAAUGCUCAAAGAUCAGGUUUGCUGUGGUGCAGUAUGGAGCACAGAUCCAAACUGAAUUGAGCCUGCAGGAAAGCUGCAACAGGCUGACUGCUUUCUUCAAAGUCCGAAACAUCAAGCAGCAGAGCUCACGGACUGACAUCGCAGCCACACUGCAGCAUGUGUUGGAUAAAGUCUUUGAAAGCCAUGACUCCAGACAGACUGAUGACAAGAUAAUCAUUAUCAUGGCAUCUGGGCAGGUGUUUCUGGAAAAACAUAGACUGAGAAAUGUGAUGAACUCCCUGGAAAUGGCUAUGGUCAAACUCUAUGCGCCCGGGAUUGGAGAGUUCAUAAGCAAUCAGUGGAUCCCAGAAGAGCUGCAGAAAGUUAGAGGUGGCUGGUUCAUGCUAUCCACAUAUGAAGAUUUUGACAGCUUCCUUUUGGAGUUGGAGAGAGAGACUCUGAGUGAUUCAGCUGAAAAUGUUCCAAUUGAAGCACCAGAGCACAGAAAAACUAAUGACCAUGGUGACAGCAAGCUCCCUUCCUGGAUAGAGGAGGACAAAGAGGAGGAGGAGGAAAAUGCUUCUGGAACAGAAAUUGCUUUUAUUCUGGAUGGAUCAGGGAGCAUUGAGCCAGAAGAUUUUGAAAGAGCAAAAGCAUUCAUCCACAAGAUGAUGAAAACACUGUACGAGAAGUGCUUUGAGUGCGAUUUUGCAGUGGUACAGUAUGGGUUUGAAAUAAGAACUGAGUUCGACCUGCGAGAAAACUGGGACCCUCCUGCCACCCUCCAGAAAGUACUUGAUAUUGUGCAGGUGUGCAAUGUGACAAAAACAGCAUCUGCCAUGCAGCAUGUCCUGGAUUCUAUCUUCACUGAAAGUCAUGGGUCCCGCAAGGAUGCAGCCAAGGUCAUGAUUGUGCUUACAGAUGGGGAAAUACUCCUGGAUGAAAUGAACUUGACAACAGUGAUAAAUUCACCCAAAAUGGCAGGAAUCGAACGCUAUGCCAUCGGGGUGGGAGAUGCCUUCAAAAAACCAAAGGCACUAAAUGAACUGCGGCUAAUUGCAUCUGGUCCAGGUGACACUAAUGUAUUUCAGGUGACCAAUUAUUCAGCAUUAGAUGGGCUGCUUUCAACCCUGCAGCGGAGUAUUAUUGGUAUAGAAGGUAUGCAGGGUGAUGCUCUGGAAUAUGAGCUUGCCCAAGCUGGUUUCAGUGUGCAGAUCUUGGAUAAGCAGGUCUUAAUGUUUGGUGCGGUGGGAGCCUUUGACUGGUCUGGUGGAAUUCUACUGUAUGAUCUGGCAACCAAGACUGCUGUUUUCCUGAAUGAAUCUAAAGAAGAAGGGAAAAAAGCAAAAUACAGUUACCUCGGGUACAGCGUGGCAGUGGUACACACGGAAUACGGACCCUUGUACGUGGCUGGAGCUCCACGGCGCAGUAUGAAAGGGAAGGUGUUGGUGUUUCAGGACGGCCGCUUAAAACAGACCCUGCAAGGAGAGCAGGUUGGAUCUUAUUUUGGAUCUGAGCUCUGCCCACUUGAUGUGAACCAUGAUGGUGUGACAGAUCUUCUCCUUGUUGGAGCUCCAUUUUAUCACAUUCGAGGGGAAGAAGGAAGGGUUUACGUCUAUCGCCUGGAGACAGAGACUGGUUCAUUCACCUUGAAAGGACACUUAAAUGUACAGGUGACCUCUCCUUUUGCAAGGUUUGGGUUUACUGUGGCCAGCAUUGGAGACAUCAAUGGGGAUGGAUACGAGGAUAUUGCAGUUGGAGCCCCUCUUGAAGAUCAGCUUUCAAACAGUUCCUCCUUUGGCAGCAUUUACAUCUUUAAUGGUGAUAAAGACAAGAUCAGGAGCUCUUUCUCUCAAAGAGUAAAAGCCUCUGAAAUUUCUUCAGGACUCCAGUAUUUUGGACAAUCUAUUGAUGGUGGCUUUGAUUUCACUAAUGAUGGUCUCCAAGAUAUUACAGUAGGAUCGUUGGAGAACGUGAUUGUGCUCCGCUCGAGGCCAGUUGUCCACUUUCUCACCAGCAUGAGAUUCAACCCUGAGAGAAUCCUAGUUUUCCAAAAUCACAGCAUUGUUACAGCAAAACUAUGUUUCGAUACAAUCUCAUCUUUACCCGUGUCUCAACAAGGGUUUUCACAGUUAUACAUUCUCUACACAGUGGACUUAGAUGUGACAAUGACAAGGAGGAGAGUGCAGUUUGAAGAUCAGAACACCACAGCAAGUGGAAAGCUGUUGGUCAGCAAGCACAUGUGCGCCGAGCUGUGGCUUGACACACUGCCAUGUGACUUUGACUGUUUCUCCAGUGUUUUUCUGAGAGUUAAACACGAGCUCUAUAAGAAAAAUGAUAACAUGGAGUCUGCUGUUCCUGUGCUGGAUAGAUACCAGCCGUCAGAAAUGCAUUUUCAGUUACCUUACAAGGAGGACUGCAACAAGACCAUCUGUACUGCUCAUUUAACUUUGACAACUCAGAUUGAAAAGGAAUUAGUGGUGGGCCACACUAAAGAAGUGACCAUGAGUGCUUCACUAACGAACAGCGGAGAUGACUCGUACAUGACAACUAUGGUCUUGAACUAUCCUAAAAACCUGCUUUUUAAGAAGGUGACUGUUGAGUCAUCCUCUCCUGCUAUUCACUGUGGCCAACCAAUACCAUUGACUUCUGCAGUCUUAUCCUGUAACUGCAGAAUUGGGCAUCCAGUAUUCAAGAAGACAACUGCAAAAUUUUCAGUGAUUUGGCAGUUAGAUGAAACCUUAUUCCAAAAUAAGGCUGCAAUCACCGUUAAUAUCAGCAAGCCAGUUUCUUUAAUGUACGUGAAUGUUAGCGAAGGACUUCUUGAAAACAAAGAGUUCAGAUUUAAUAUAAAUGGAGAAAACCGCUUUAAUGCUACCAUCAAGAGUGGAAAAGAAACCAAGCAUGUUAUUGCAGAUUGGAGUGUCUUUAAAACCUACACUACAGAAACUUUACAUUUUUACAUUUUGUAG